CACGACGUAGGUCCAGCUGACUUCGUACCACGAGUUCAAUUUUGUCAGUGGAUACUGAAUCAGUGUUUACAUCAGCCGAACUUCCUGAAUCACGGGUUAUUCACAGACAAAACGCAGUUUACAAGGGAUGGAUGAUUCAACUGUCAAAACAGCACAGUUUUCUGUCAGUGUCUUGGUGGGCAUCAUUGACGAUCACUUGAUUGGGCCUUUCCUCCUACCACUGCAACUCAAUGGGCCCUUUUACAAGGUGUUCCUGGAAUGUAUCCUUCCGGCUUUGCUAGCAGAUUUGCCACCGAUUGUGCAGAGGCAAAUGUGGAUACAGCAUGAUGGAGCACCAGCACACUUCAGCAUUGUAUCAUGAGACUACCUGGAUGCUGCUUUUCAUGGUCGUUGGAUAGGAAGAGGAGGCCCAGUGCCUUGACCACUCCGAUCCCUAGACUUGACACCACUGGACUAUUUCCUCUGGGGCCAUGUGAAAAGCUUGAUCCACGACACGCCCAUGGAUAAUGAAUUCGAGGUGCUGGCCAGAAUACUUGUUGAAUGUGACGUGAUCCGUGAGACACCUGGACUAUUUGAAAUGGUGCGCCCAAGUUUCUUUCAUCGAUGUAACGCAUGCAUUGAAAAUGGAGGGCGCCAAUUCCAACAUCUACUCUAGCAGAAUCAGGUAACUCACCUGUAGUUCUGAGCUGAUGUUCUUCUAUCGGUGCUAGACUACAUCAGAGGGAAUUUUAUUACCUGCAUGAGUUUAAUGGCAAAAUUGACUACUGAUUCACUUCAUUCAAUUUAUACACUUUUAUGUAGCGUUCUAGAUGCUGCCAGCCAGCUGGCCGGUAGGAAAAUUAUGGCGUCGAUGUCACCGUCUGAGCGACGCCUACAGAAAGAGCUCAUGUCAUUGAUGAAGGAACCUCCACCAGGUGUUACUGUAGAUGCUGAAGGUGCUGGGCAAAACCUCACACAGUGGAUCAUUCAUAUGGAGGGUGCUCAAGGAACUCUGUAUGAAGGGGAGCAGUUCCAGCUACAAUUUAAAUUUAGUGCAAAGUAUCCAUUUGAUUCACCAGAGGUGACAUUUAUUGGUCCAAACAUUCCAGUCCAUCCCCAUGUGUACAGCAAUGGCCACAUCUGCCUGUCAAUCCUCACAGAGGAUUGGUCACCUGCGCUCUCUGUCCAGUCGGUGUGCCUCAGUAUUGUUUCUAUGCUCAGCAGUUGUAAAGAGAAGAAGAGGCCUCCUGACAACUCCUUCUAUGUAAAAACCUGCAAUAAAAAUCCGAAGAAGACCAAAUGGUGGUAUCAUGAUGACUCUGUAUAGGACCAGCUGUGAUUUAGUGAGUACAGACUUGGACAGUAGAUCGGUCAUUAUGAAAGACGAUCCACUUCUAUGUUUCACACUUUAUUCCACCCAAAUUAUUGUUUUGUGUGCAGAACGUCUCACUGUGUGGUGCAUCGCAGUUGGCCAAAGAGGAACAUAUCCAGUGCCUGUAUAUUGAUGUGUAAAUAUCAGAAUGAUGAUUCUACUAAUUUAUAUUGUAAUUAACCUUUUAAUUUCCUUGACAAAGAAAUUUGUGGUGAAGAUUUAAUUGCAGUGCUGCAAGGCUUUUCUUUGAUGUCUGUGGUCAGAUGUAUAUAAGUUCUGCAUUUAUUCCAACAAAUAGCAGCUAGGUUAUGUGACAUUUCAUGUACAGCUGUGGACAGGUUUAGGCACCACAUUCCAAUAAAAACAAUUACAGUGUA
This is a messenger RNA of Cryptotermes secundus, 1728 nucleotides long. Its product is annotated as ubiquitin-conjugating enzyme E2 W. Lineage: Eukaryota; Metazoa; Arthropoda; Insecta; Blattodea; Kalotermitidae. The coding region runs from base 740 to 1306 and encodes 188 amino acids. The transcript has 8 exons. The record is from RefSeq and is a predicted model, not a curated record.